AUGUUCACGCCGCUGGCGUGCGCGCUCCUGCUCGUCGUCGUCGCGCUCGUUCCCGUCGUCAUAAGACGCCACCGCCGGAAAAGAUGUGAAGGCGAACCCCCGCUGAUAGAUGGCUGGAUUCCGUUCCUGGGAAAAGCUUUGGAGUUCAGGAAAGAUGCUCACAAGUUCCUGGAGGAGCAGCGGAAAAACUUUGGAGAUGUUUUCACCAUUCACAUGGCAGGUCGCUACAUGACCUUCAUCAUGGACCCCCUGAUGUACCCGGCAGUCAUCAAAGAAGGCCGGCGCUUGGACUUCCACGAAUUCAGCGGCCGUGCAGCGCCGGCAGCCUUCGGCUACCCGCGCAUCACGGAGGGGACCUUUCCGGGCCUGGCCGAGCAGAUCGAGCGUGCCUAUGGCCUCCUCCGCGGGGAGCAGCUGACGGCGCUGACGCAGAGCAUGAUGGGGAACCUCAUGACGCUCUUCCGUCAGGACCACCUGAAGCCGGGCGCCACCUGGCGCGAGCGCGGCUUGUACGACUUCUGCCUGGACGUCAUGCUGGAGGCCACCUUCCUGACCUUGUACGGCCGGCCGGCCCAGGGCUCGCGCCACACCCACGCGGCACAGCUCAAGACCCACUUUGUUCACUUCGAUGAGGCUUUCCCGCUGCUCAUCGCUCAGGUUCCCGCCUGGCUGCUGGGCCGGGCCCGCGCCGCCCGCCGGAAGUUGACGGACUACUUGGCGGCGCCCGGGAUGUCUGACUGGGCCGACGCCUCGCUGUUCAUUCGGCGCCGCGCCCAGCUCCUGGAGGGCCACCCUGUCAUGGGCGACGCUGACAAAGCGGCGCACCACUUGGCCAUGCUGUGGGCAUCGGUGGCCAACACAGCGCCGGCCGCCUUCUGGGCAACGUACCACCUCCUGAGGCACCCGGAGGCCCUGCGAGCUGUCCGCCAGGAGAUCCUAGAGGUGCUGGAGCGCAGUGGGCGUGGGUUCAGCGAUGACAUGGACCUGGCACUCGCCGCGGAGCAGCUGGACCACAUGAUUCUUCUGGGUAGGAAACCCGCCGCCGCCGUCGCCUCUCAUGCCCGCCUGACUUGCCGCUGGUCCUCAGAAAGCACCGUCCACGAGAGCCUACGCAUGUCUUCGGCAUCCAUCAACAUCCGUGUGGCUCAGGAGGACCUGAACCUGCGCCUGGACGCCGAGCGCGUUGUGGCGGUGCGGCGAGGUGACAUUGUGGCACUGUAUCCGCGCAGCGUGCACAUGGAUGCCGGCAUCUACGAGCAGCCGCAGGCGUUUCGCUUUGAUCGCUUCGCCCACCAGACGGAAUUCUUCAAGGACGGACAAAAGCUUCGCCAUUACUUGAUGCCAUUCGGCUCGGGCGCGUCCAUCUGCCCGGGACGCUUCUUUGCCGUCAACGAGAUCAAACAGGUCGUGUGUCUGCUGCUGCUCUACUUUGAUCUGCGGCUUGAAGCGGGUCAGCCUGACCCGCGGCCCGACGGCAGCCGCGCGGGCCUCGGCAUUCCGCGGCCCGAUCAGGAUGUGCGCUUCCAAUACCGCCUGCGCAGCGCUGUCGCUCGCUAGUCCCGUUUUUUGCCAGUCCUUUCUGUAAAACGCUCGCAACAUAAUUCUCAAUCUUUAUCGGCACUAUGCGGAAAAACUGCUAAACUAGCCAUAAUGGUUGCUUGCUAUCGAUAUUACCACCGCGGCUGGGCUCAAGUUUU
Molecule: messenger RNA, 1697 nt
Organism: Syngnathus acus (greater pipefish)
Lineage: Eukaryota; Metazoa; Chordata; Actinopteri; Syngnathiformes; Syngnathidae
Gene: cyp7b1
Product: cytochrome P450 7B1
Exons: 5
Coding region: 1-1557 (518 amino acids)
Biological process (GO): bile acid biosynthetic process; cholesterol homeostasis
Molecular function (GO): heme binding; oxidoreductase activity, acting on paired donors, with incorporation or reduction of molecular oxygen; steroid hydroxylase activity
Source: RefSeq, a predicted model, not a curated record